Molecule: messenger RNA, 516 nt
Organism: Pecten maximus
Lineage: Eukaryota; Metazoa; Mollusca; Bivalvia; Pectinida; Pectinidae
Product: perlucin-like protein
Exons: 2
Coding region: 18-428 (136 amino acids)
Source: RefSeq, a predicted model, not a curated record
CGGAUGGAUACGUGACGAUGGAAAACCAUUGUUUUAAGGUCCACGAAGAUAAUAAAACGUUCGAUGACGCAAAAGCUACAUGUGUCAUUGAAGGAGGGAGAAUGGCCGUCCUUGAUGACCUGGAUACGUUUCUAGCCUUAAACGACUACAUCAGAGCAAAUCAUGCAGAGAUGGUUGGGUACCUGCUGGGUCUCACGGAUAGGGUUGUGGAAGGAGAGUGGCGUUGGGAAGAUGGGAACUUGUUUGGAGAUGUUCCUGAGUUUAACCGAAACCAACCCAACGAUAACGAUAGAAGAUACAACGGCCUGGGGGCAAACUGCGGCUAUGCAUCAGUAGUGUGGCACAACCUACACAAAGCAGUCGACAAGUUAUAUGAUGACAACUGUGAGCAUCCGGCCACCUUUGUCUGUGAGAGGGUGACCGUCUAGUAAGGUCACGAGUCAUGAAAUGUAAACGUUUGUUUUUUUUAAAAACUAAAGGAUGUUGAGAAUUGUGCCACGGACAACCUUUAAAAUU